Letharia columbiana is the source of this 708-nucleotide messenger RNA. RefSeq lists its product as uncharacterized. The transcript has a single exon. The record is from RefSeq and is a predicted model, not a curated record. The coding region runs from base 1 to 708 and encodes 235 amino acids. Lineage: Eukaryota; Fungi; Ascomycota; Lecanoromycetes; Lecanorales; Parmeliaceae.
AUGGGCCCACCAUACCUGCCGCCAGGAUCACCGGCCUACAGCGUGUACUUCGCAAACCCGGCGAAUCGCCACCCGCCGUCUGCCAAUCCCACUUUUAUCCCACCUGCACCCCAGCCUCAGAUCUACGUGGGAAAGAGCUCAACGCAUCCACCUUCUACCCCCCCUCCCUAUACCCCACCCCAGCCCCAGAUCUAUACGGGAAAAAGCGCCCCAACGACGUCUGACAUCGACCCCCGCCCAGUCCACCAAGGCGGCAUGAGCACGUACGACCAGCCCGGCCUGGCAAACUGGGUAGCAGCCAACUCUUUUCCCGACCAUCCGGGACCUACAGAUCGGCAUGGGCCGACAGCAACGGCACACCAUCAUCAUCAGUCCAGACCUGCUGUACAACAAUCCAAAACGACGACGCACGAUCAUCAUCAUCGUCUGGAAUCUAGGCAUGGGCCGACCGCGACGACGAAACCUCAUCACUCGACCACCACUGCAAUGCCGAAACCGCGCUCUUGCCUCAAGAAAGGUGUGCAGUUCACUCCGAGCGUGCAGGCUCGUGAUGAGAGAAAACAGGAGGGGAAGAAUAGGACGAAAUCCAACGGGACGAGAGUAAAACGCAUGGCCUGCAAAUACUGUCAUGUGAAAGCGGUGGGUUGGACUGUGGAUGACGAGGGGUAUUGCGAUGGAUGCUAUAGAGACUCAAGGGAGCGGCGGUAA